ACUUAACUGACAGUCUUUUUCCGUAAUUCACAUGAUAAUUAAUAAUAUUUUUCUCUCUGUAGAUUGAUCAUGACUUCAGUGCUCGGCAUAGCCCUGCUGGCCUUGGUCCUAUCAGGGCCCACUGUUGCCUUUGUCCCCAUCUGGGGUGGGGCUUCAACUCAUGUCAGCAUUACAGGAACGGCCCUGUUAGAAAAAGUGACAGAGACAUGUCGAGCGGUGGUUGAAGCUGCUGGUCAUGAGUUCAAACCCACGGGUUCAUCUCCUGAAGAGCUGGUCCAGGCCUGUCUUGGCCCAACAGCAACAGGAGAAGUAUCAGGCGCCAAGUUUCACUCUGCUCUUCAAGAGAUCUUCAUCCAGCACGGACUGGUAGACCGUGACUUUGCCAACAGUGCUCCACAUCACUUCAACUCAGAGACCUUCCUGGAGGGACGUGGCCUAAUCAUGGAAGGCAUGACGGCCAUUAAAGCUAACAUUCGCUGGGAAAACUUCCAGGCUGCCAGGGAAACACUGGGCAGAGUCCUUCAUACACUACAGGACUUCUACAGCCACAGUAACUGGGUGGAGCUGGGAUACACAGAGCCAUACAUCGCCCUCAUACGUCCAGACCUUCCUCUGGAAAACCUAGCAGACAUCGACACUGCCACCUGCCGUGACUGUGCCAGUGGAACUUGCCCCAAUCCGAUCCUUCCCAACAUCCUGCAAGAGAAGAAACUCACAUCAGGCUACAUGGGAAUCUUCUCUGCUGACAAGCCUAAAGGUAAAUGUAGCCAUGGAGGUGCAGCUGACCUGACUAGCACGGUAAUUCCUCGCGGAGGCAUUAGCAAAGAUGAGCGUCGCUCGGACAAUGUGGCCCUCCACAAUGCUGCUGUAAAUGCAGCCACAGCCGCCAGCCUUCAGCUGCUGGAGGACAUCCGGCUGGCCGCUGGGGACAAUGGCUUCCUGAGAAUGAUGGGGAUCGCCCGUUCCUCUGUUGUGUGUUUUGUUAUUGACACCACUAGCAGUAUGUCAGAUGACAUUGAUGCAGCCAGGGAUGUUGUUUAUGAAAUCAUUGACAGCAAAAAAGGAACACAGGACGAGCCAUCCGAGUACAUUCUGGUGACCUUCAAUGACCCAGAGUUUGGACCUAUAAUCAGGACAACAGACGCUGAUGAGAUGAAAAUAGAAAUCUCUAAGCUCACAGUGAACGGAGGUGGUGAUCUCCCCGAGAUGUGCCUAUCAGGACUUCAGUUGGCUCUUACCGGUGCCCCUGCCUCCUCCUACAUCUAUGUUUUCACUGAUGCUCCAGCCAAAGACAUCGACCUCAAGGAUACUAUUGAUGCUCUCAUCAGGAGCACUAAGUCAACGGUGUCAUUCUUCAUCACUGACACCAGCACAAGGCGCCGUCGUUCCCUCAGUGCUGCUUCCUUUGAUGACUACAAGGACCUGGCUCUGGUCUCUGGAGGCCAGGCGAUCCACGUGUCCAAGAAACAGUUGCCUGAGGCCACAGACGUCAUCCUUGACACAUCCACUUCAGCCCUGGUGACAGUCCUUCAGCAAGCAAGGAACCCUGGGAAGCAGGAGACCUUCCCCUUCACGUUGGACGAGCCUCUGAAAAACAUCACCAUCUACAUCACAGGCACAUCCAUUACUUUCACACUGACCAACCCUGCAGGUGUGAGCCAGAGCCACAGUGAGGCCAGCGGUAAACUGGGAACCAUUCAGACAGUAGGUAACCUGAGGAGAAUUCGUCUCAAUGCCGACAAGCUGACAGGCACCUGGCAGAUCAACAUCAACUCCAACCAACCAUACACACUUAAAGUCACAGGCCAGAGUACUAUCACCUUUAUCUAUGACUUUGUGGAGAGCUUCAAAGGAUCUCACCCAGGUUAUGCAAUACUCAGUGGACGUCCACAGGCAGGUAGAUCAGCCACCCUGAUGCUCUCAGUGAUGGGUCGAAAAGGUCCAUCCUCAAUGACAUUUGGAGAUGUUGGCCUGGUAACUGUGUCUGGUCCUGAGGCUGUUAGAAAUGGUGCAAUAACUGACAUGGGCAACGGACACAUCCUGGUGACAGUUGAUGAGGUCCCUGAGGGGGAAUUUGUGGUCAUUCUGAAAGGAACUGACAAAAAGUCAGACAGUACAUUUCAGAGACAGUCUACCACCCAGAUGUCUGUCUCCAAAGUGAACAUCCAGGCUCUGGUGAACAGCAGUGUAGAGCCAGGGAAAGCCUUCAAGCUCCCUUUCAGUGUCAUGACCCAGGGCUCUGGAGAUCAAUACCUCAUCAGUGCCAGAAAUAACAGAGACUUCCCCAUGUCCUACCCAAACAGCCUAGGCUUGACCACCGGACAAUAUACUAAUGCUACUUUGACCAUCACGCCACCUGCUGACACACCAACAGGCACUGAUGUCACUCUGACCCUGGAAGCCAAGUCACCCAGUGGCGUCGACUCUAAUUACGCUGUUCUUAGAUUCUCUGUUGUUAAUAAGAUUACAGAUUUUAUUCAGCCUCUGUGUAAAGUGAUUAGUGUACUGGCUGAUGAUUGUCCCCAAGAUGUAUCUCAGUGUAAACCUUUCCAGUGGGAGCUAUCAGCCAACCUUACUGAUGGAAAUGGCACCGGGAUUAAGCGCAUUUCUCUGCGUCAAGGUGGUGGAACCCUCACAUACACCUCCCUGAGCUCUCCCAUCAUCCAGGCAAACUACAACGCCUCCUGUUGCUCGCAGAUUGUUGAGUUUAUAGCUGUUGAUAAAGUUGGCAAUGUGGGCAAGUGCUAUCACUCCAUUGUACGUUCUGCCUGCCCUCCUGCUCUAACUCUGUCGCUGCCACUGUGGCUGUGCCUGCUGGUAAAUGCCUCUGUACUAAGAACUUGAAGAGCUUUGGUUAGGUUUCACAGUAUCUCAUGUCUGUUCUCUGCAUCAGGCAUUGGACAGUAGAGGUAGACAGGUAAAGUCUAAAGGUAUUUUACUCCCAAAUAUCGAUAACAAUAUAUCAAUAUCAACCUAAAAAGUCCAGUAUCUGUCAGGCUACAUUAAAUAGUCCGCCUUUUAUGACUGUAAAUUAUUUAAAACAAUGUGCUUCCACUAUGGAUGGACAUUUUCUACUGGUGAUGGUCUUCUGCCAAGAUAACAUAUGAGCACUGAUUAAGAACUGAAUGAUAAAUAGUGACACAAUUUUAUCUGAUCACCCAUAAAAACCUGGAGGACAUUAUACAACAUCUGAAAUCCUCCUCCUGCUGCCUUGAUAUUCUGC
This is a messenger RNA of Thunnus maccoyii (southern bluefin tuna), 3223 nucleotides long. RefSeq names its product von Willebrand factor A domain containing 11 (gene vwa11). Bases 70 to 2844 code for a protein of 924 amino acids. Lineage: Eukaryota; Metazoa; Chordata; Actinopteri; Scombriformes; Scombridae. The transcript has 17 exons. The record is from RefSeq and is a predicted model, not a curated record.